Acipenser ruthenus (sterlet) is the source of this 3586-nucleotide messenger RNA. RefSeq names its product ATP-binding cassette sub-family G member 4-like. NCBI's taxonomy places the organism in Eukaryota, Metazoa, Chordata, Actinopteri, Acipenseriformes, Acipenseridae. Gene Ontology annotation, cellular component: plasma membrane. The record is from RefSeq and is a predicted model, not a curated record. Gene Ontology annotation, molecular function: ABC-type transporter activity; ATP hydrolysis activity; ATP binding. The transcript has 15 exons. Bases 722 to 2656 code for a protein of 644 amino acids.
UUCACACACACAUACACAGACGGAGUGUGCGGUAUCUCUCUGUUAAACCUGUUCACAUGCCCUGCCUCUUUCUCAGAGCUUCGAUCUGCGAGUCUUUACUGAGCAUUACAGAUAAGAGAGAGAGAGAGAGAGAGAGAGAGAGAGAGAGAGAGAGAGAGAGAGAGAGAGAGAGAGAAAAUUAGGUUAUAUCAGUCGAGAACAUCAAAGUGACACCCGUCAAAACAAAACUAAAACAUUCUAUACCGACUGUACUUGUGUGCGUGAUUUUUAAAUUUUUUUUUUUUAGCACAAGCACGUCUUUUUUUAAAGGGCGUAUUAUCGGAUCUCGCUUGGACAAUAGGACCUACAGGUGUUGGGAUUAUUCAGAUAUUUGUAUUGUCCCCAUGAGUAGAAGUCAGCCACCUUCCGAAAUCAAACCUGAUCGAAGAGAGUGAGAGAAAGAGAGAGGAGGAGAGAUAGAGGGAGAGAGAGAGAGGAACGCUUUUGUCUGAUGUAGUCUGCAUCAGUCCUGGUGGUCUGGUCUUCUCAAUGCACGGAAGGAUCUGUAUGAUCGUACGGAUCUUCGUAUUAAACUCCCGCUGGCGGCCGGGUUCCGAGCAAGCUUUCAGAGUCGAUGUAUAGGAAUGGAGCGGUUAAUCUCGCAGUAACACCGGAGCAAGAGGAAGGAAGGCUGAAGGAAGGUUUUCUGCAUUUGCACUUAUAUUAAAAAACGAGAGGAGGAAUGGCCGAGAAGGCUCUGGACCCUGGUGCUGUCUCCAUCCCCUUGGAAGAGACCAUAUAUAAUGGGGGUGCCCAGGACGCUCCCCUGCUCGUCUCCACACACCUGAAGAAGGUGGAGAAUCACAUCACGGAGGCGCAGCGCUUCUCCCACCUGCCCAAGCGCUCGGCCAUCGACCUGGAGUUCACCGAGCUGUCGUACUCCGUGCGCGAGGGCUCCUGCUGGCGGAAGAGAGGCUAUAAGGCGCUCCUCAAAUGCCUGUCCGGGAGGUUCUGCAGUCGGGAGCUGAUCGGGAUCAUGGGGCCGUCAGGGGCCGGCAAGUCAACCUUCAUGAACAUCCUGGCGGGGUACAGGGAGACGGGGAUGAAGGGUCAGAUCCUGGUGAACGGUCUGCAGAGGGAGCUCCGCACCUUCCGGAAGAUGUCAUGCUACAUCAUGCAGGACGAUAUGCUGCUGCCUCACCUGACUGUCAUCGAGGCCAUGAUGGUUUCAGCCAACUUGAAACUGAACGAGAAGAUGGAAAUGAAGAAAGAGCUGGUGACUGAGAUCCUGACAGCCCUGGGUCUCCUGGAAUGUGCUCUCACUCGCACCCUCUCGCUGUCGGGGGGGCAGCGCAAGCGCCUGGCCAUCGCCCUGGAGCUGGUCAACAACCCGCCCGUCAUGUUCUUCGAUGAGCCGACCAGCGGUCUCGACAGCGCCUCUUGUUUCCAGGUGGUCUCUCUCAUGAAGUCUCUGGCUCAGGGCGGUCGCACCAUAAUCUGCACCAUCCACCAGCCCAGCGCCAAGCUCUUCGAGAUGUUUGACAAGCUCUACAUCCUGAGUCAAGGACAGUGUAUCUACAAGGGCUCCGUGCCUCACCUCAUCCCCUACCUGAAGUACCUAGGUCUGCACUGCCCCACCUACCACAACCCUGCAGAUUUCAUUAUCGAGGUGGCGUCGGGGGAGUAUGGGGAUCUGAACCCCGUGCUGUUCAAGGCCGUGCAGGACGGGAUGUGCAUGAUGGAGGUGAAGAAGAGCGAGACCGACAAAAACGACACGGCGUCCUCCUGCCCCACGCAGUGUCACAACUCCACUCCCAUUGAGAGCCACACCUUCGCUACCAGCACCCUGACGCAGUUCUGUAUCCUGUUCAAGAGGACCUUCAUCUGCAUCUGCAGAGACACGGUCCUGACUCACCUGAGGGUCAUGUCUCACCUCUCUAUCGGGGUGCUGAUCGGUCUGCUGUACCUCAACAUCGGGAACGACGCUGGCAAGGUCUUCAAUAAUACCGGCUUCCUCUUCUUCUCCAUGCUCUUCCUCAUGUUCGCAGCGCUCAUGCCUACCGUCCUCACCUUCCCCUUGGAGAUGUCAGUCUUCCUCAGAGAGCAUCUCAACUACUGGUACAGCCUCAAGGCAUACUACCUGGCCAAGACCAUGGCAGAUAUACCGUUCCAGGUGAUCUGUCCCAUCAUGUACUGCAGUAUCGUAUACUGGAUGACAGCCCAGCCCCCCGAGGCCACGCGCUUCCUCCUCUUCGCAGCUCUGUCCACGUGCACGGCGCUCGUGGCUCAGUCCCUGGGGCUGCUCAUUGGGGCUGCGUCCAACUCACUGCAGGUGGCCACCUUUGCAGGUCCCGUCACAGCCAUCCCUGUGCUGCUGUUCUCUGGGUUCUUUGUUAACUUCAACACCAUCCCCAAAUACCUGCAGUGGAGCUCCUAUGUGUCCUACGUCAGGUACGGGUUCGAGGGAGUGAUCCUGUCUAUCUAUGGGAUGGACCGGGCUGAUCUGGAGUGUGCGGAGGAGCUGUGCCCCUUCAAGGAGGCGAAGAGGGUGCUGAAGGAGUUGGACGUUGAGGAUGCCAAGCUCUACCUAGACUUCAUCAUGCUGGGGAUCUUCUUCCUGCUCCUGCGCCUCGCCGCGUACCUGGUGCUGCGCUACAGGGUCAAGUCCGAGAGGUAGAGAGACCACUGGAGAGAGAGAGAGAGAGAAGGAGACACACACUCCUUCAGAUACCCACCUCAAGGCUUCUCCCUGGCUGAAACACCGACUGGAGUGUACACACUGAGCAUCGGUCGCGAACAGAAUUUUGAAAACGUUUGUUGGAAACUCAGCGUUUUACCUCCAUUGUGUUGCCUUGACAACGGGGUCCUUGUUUACAUUCUCACGGGAGCCACAAGACAAAAUGGUGCUCCCGACAAAAAAACAAACAGUUCUUUAAACGGGAAUCUGUCUCUUUCAGUCCAGUCUCCAACAGCAUUUUACUCACCCUGGCCAGUAUGUUCAAUGUGAUAGCUAUACAUCUGUCUGUCUGUCUAUCUAUCUAUCUGUCUAUCUGUCUGUCUGUCUGUCUAUCUAUGUAUCUAUUGACCAAUCUAUAUAUAUAUAUAUAUAUAUGUAUGUACAUAUUCUUUAUGCAUAUAGAUUUAUAUAGAUAUGUACUUAUUUACCUGGUUUCUUAAUUCUCGUUUCUGAAUGAAAUUGUGGGUCCAAGGCUUUGGUGAUUUAUAGAAGCAAGCACAGAUUUUUUGUUUUUUGAUACUGCUGCAAUGAUCAUUCAUAUUACGGCAUGAUGUGAGCAUGUCUUGUGUGUCAAGGGUGAUUUAUAAAAGGAGAAUACCAAUAAUGAUUAUCAUUGAUAACACUCUAAAACAAUCCGCUCUGAGUGAAAUGCAGCAGGCAGGGCUUAGGGACAGAACAGCUAUUUUGCAGUUAACGCUAGUCUCUCUGACAGAUUGCUGCAGAUCCAAAUGAAAUACAGUAUAUAUUGCAAUAUACAAAAAAAUAUAGUGUUGAUAUGGGUUGAUUUAUUAUGUUGUGAAUUACAAAAUAUACAAUAUAUGUAUGAAAUAAUAAAAUCGGUUUCAAAUAUAUAUAUAUAUAUAUAUAUAU